This is a messenger RNA of Symbiodinium sp. CCMP2456, 2565 nucleotides long. NCBI's taxonomy places the organism in Eukaryota, Dinophyceae, Suessiales, Symbiodiniaceae. The record is from the annotation of a GenBank genome assembly.
AUGUCGGCUGCCUGGCUUCGGGUGGCAGAUGCCUGUGCCGAGGGCUGUGGUGAUGCGCUACAGGUAGCGACGGCGCUGGAGCAGCUGGAGGCCAGCAAUGCUCUCUGGCGCGAGCUCCGUGACGAAACCUGGGAGCGACUUCGUGUGGCAGAUGCACAGCUGAGGUCCUUUAGCAUGGACGAGAUUGCUCGGGUGCGUUCGUGUGGCGAGAGCUCUCCACUCACCGCGCUUGCCGUGGAUCUUCUGCGCCCACCCUGGCUGCAGAUGCCGCAAAGAGUGGCCGACGCUGUGCACAGGUUCGAACAAAACAAAGCACCAGAGCCGCCAGACGCGAAGUGCCGAAAGAGAAGUGCUGAUGCCACAGAGGUCCUCUGCACUGUCGAUUGCCAUCCAGAUAUGGAUGACAGAGACCUUUGCUGGCAUUGCUGGCACCGAGACGAAUGCAAUGGUCGCCCUGAUGAGAUUCAGGAGCUGUUGGCUGCCGCCCGGCGGCUCGGGGCUGGGGCCGCACUUGGCCAUCGGGCCCGGCUGGCUGAGCAGCGCUGGGAAUAUCCCGGCCGCCUGGCCUCCGCGUUGCUCGCCCUCCUCGCUCGUGGCCGACAUGACAAAGGCAAAGCCCAGGUGCUGGUGCUUGGUGGCCUCGGGGUCUCGGCCGUGGCUGCUGCUCGCUGUGGUGCUUCGGUCCAAGUGGUCGAGCCGAACCCGACGGCCAGGUCGGCACUUUGCAACGUCUUCCGUGCUAACAAAGUGACAGAGUUGGUCACUGUGAUACCUGACGUUGCAGCGUCGAGUUCCUUUGACAUCUGCGCAGUUGAAGGACUGGAACCUGAUGGCCUUCUAGGCUGCGGCGUGCUUGCCGUGCUGCAGCAGCUUCAGCCAAAGCUUGCUGAAGCGCAAGUUUUGCCUUCGAGCCUCCACCUGGAAGUGGCCCUAGCAGCAUCACGGCUUGCGACUGCUGCCGGCAUUGCCGAAGGAGCGAUCUUGGAGUCUUUCGCAGAAUCGCAUGGAGGGCUCGCACCAGUGCCGCUGGCUCUUCAGCAAAGUGCUGCAGCACUCCGGCCGGUGCAGCUGUCGGAAUUCAGUCCAGCGUGGACCUUCCAAAGCGAGGCUACCACGAGCGCAACAAAGAGCAGCAUCAGAUUGCGGCUGCUGAAGGAGGCGCAGGCGGACUCCCUCCUGCUCAGAUUUCAUGUGAGCUUCGGCGAGCUUGGAGAAGGCUGGACGGGACAAAGCGUGCAACAGCUCCCGGCCAGGCUAGAGAAGCUUCCGUCUGGCAGUGAGGUUGCAGUUACUACCUGCUGCAAUCUUCAGCGCUUGUGGUUCGAGGUGCCCGACCUCAAACUUUACUCUUCGCCGCCGCUACCGCGAGUCUUCCUACUCGACUGGUAUGCCGAGAUGAUGAACGACGUGCCUCGCAACACAGCCUUUGAGGCCGCGAUCCGGAAAGUCGUCGCCGCGGCCCGCCAGCCAAGUGGGGCCUGCCGCGUCAUCGACCUUGGCUGCGGCGCUGGGGUGCUGUCGAUGCUCGCGCUGCGAGCAGGUGCCACGGAAGUGCUGGGUGUGGACCACUCGCCCCACCUGGCGCGAUGUGCGCGGCGGGUCUUGGCCCAGGAGGACAAGGUCAGCGUGUUGUGUGGGGACAUUCGCACGGUCUCUGUUGCGGAGGAGGACCGCUUUGACGUGGUCGUGGCAGAGCUCUUAGAUGCUGGUGGCCUUGGCGAGAAGAUCAUCCCCUUCCUUCGCCACGCCAAAAGCAGGCUGCUUCGCCCCGGUGGCUAUUUGGUGCCCCGCGGCCUCCGGGUCCGGGCCUCCCUUGUGGAGGCCCGUCUCCCUCAAGUCACGCCUCGUCUUCCCGGCGGCGGCAUCGCGGCGGAAGUGGAUCUCUCGGCCUUUGACCCCUUCUGGCUGCCAGCUCGCGCCGAGCGAAGCGAGUGGCUUGGCAUCGACCUGGAUGCUGGCUGCGACUGGGAGCCCGCUUCGGAGGUGGUGGAGGUGAUCUGGCUGAACUUCCAGGGCUCCCAGGCAGAUCUCAUCGAGGCGCUCCAGGAACGUGAGCUCCAGUUUCCGCUAUCAGGGGCCCGGCGGAUCAACGCCGUGGCCUGGUGGUUUGAAGCGGAUCUGGGAAUUGGCGACGAAGGAGCUUGUGACCUGACCAGUGCUCCGAGCCGCUUUCGGCCUGCGCACUGCGGUGCCACGCACUGGGUGCAGGCGCUGGCAGGCAUUGGGCCUUACGAGGCUCCGGACGGUGCCUCUGCACUCGGAGUUCGCGUCCGCACGGACGGCGUGACGUUCACCUGGACUCCCGUGGGCUUCGAUGCUGCCCUCCGACCCGUGCUGCCGGAAGCGCCCGAAGAGUCCAGUGACGUCGCAGCCUGGCGCUCGGAGGUCGCUGAGGCCUCGCGGCAGCUCCAAGACCUGGAGAACUCCUUGGACCGCAUUGGCGAUGUUGCCCGCCUGCAGGCCUUGCAGGCUGCAGCGCUUGCCCUGGCGGCGCAGCCAGGGAUGAUCGGCCUCGAGGCCACUCCUGAUGUGGUGGCGCGAUUGCUGAAAGGACUCUUCGUUUGA